ACAGUGACUUCCGGGUCACAUGAUGAGUCAUUUUAGAACCAAAGGUAGCAAGUCAAUGUAUAGUGUAAUAAUUUGGAUUAACACUUCGAUACGAUAAUUUUAGAUAAUCUGAUUGUUGACAAGAUUGGAGGAUAAUCCCCAGUACCAGCAGUCGACAUCAGUGAGAGGAUCCAACACACAGCAGGUUGGUGUGAAGUGCAGACAUUUCAUGGUAUAUACAUGUAUAUAGCGACGAACAACGACCUCCUAACCAACACAGUUAUUUGUGGUGCUGACGACGUAUGAUGGAAGAUGUGAGACACUGUUCAGCAUCCCCCGCUUUGUCCGAUGUGUCUUCUCGUAACUCCUCGGACUCCACUGAACCUUUGACCAAGCGACUGUGUCUUUCGGCGCCCGUAUCAAAGGCUAUGGACUCUAACAUCACACUGUGGCAGUUCCUGUUGGAGCUGCUAGUCAGUAACCAACACAAUCACAUCAUCCGCUGGACAAACAAUGACGGCGAGUUUAAGCUGCUGAACGCGGAGGAGGUGGCGCGUUUGUGGGGGCUCCGUAAAAACAAGCACAGCAUGAACUAUGACAAGCUGAGUCGGGCUCUCCGCUACUACUACGACAAAAACAUUAUCAAAAAAGUUAUGGGACAAAAGUUUGUUUAUAAAUUUGUGUCUUUUCCAGAAAUUGUGAAAACAGAAAACAAAAUACCAUUCAAGGUUAAAAUGGAAACUUUAGCUCAGGAAUAUGGUCAAAGAGUGUUGCCACAUUUUGCUUCAUACAACUCGGUGGAUAUCAAAUCAUCGGCAAACAUGGCGACUUCUACCAGCAAGGCGACAUGUGUUAGUCGUAUGCAAACGGAAGUGACGUCAGCAGAUAGCACCACUCCGAGUCCGGUGACAGUAGUGGUGACAUCUGUUAAAGAAGAAAAAGACAUGGAUUGUCACAGUUCUUCGAAAAGCAGUUUCGUGCCAUCUCUGACAUCACGUGGGCUGUCGCCCUCCUCAUUAUCGUCACAUUCAUCUUCGUCGUCAUCGUUGUCGUCGCCAUCCAUCAGUACAUCGGGUGUAAUAUCCAAACCCAAACCGAACCCCCUCACUCUCAGCAUCACUGACAGUUCGUCUACAUCUCUCACCAGUGCCAUCACGGGACUCCCUGUACCCAGCCCCAAAAUUGGACAGACGAGCUACCCCACACCAAUAGUGCUGGCCAGUCCCGUUGGGAUGGGCCCCCGUACCCCAUUCCUACACUUUUGGAGCUCCCUCAGUCCCAUAGCCACAAUGAGCCCACGUAUUGGUGCCAACUCCGCGUUUCAGUUUCCUUCAUUUGCCAACAGUCACAUGACUCUGUCUCCAAUGGCGAUUCCGUCAAACUUUUCCAAUGUAGAAUCUCUGGCCACACCGGCUUGUGUGUUAUGACCAUUACAGAAAAAUGACCACUAGUUAUUGAAUUGAGAUCUGGUGCUAGACAGGAACGAUAACUAGAGGCAAAAGACUGUACCCAUGGGGGUUAGAGCCAGUCUACAUGGUUCAAAGACCAACAAAAUGGGAUCAGGACCGUUAACAUUGAGCUAAACCCGUUCAAAGGGGACCGGAUGCCCGUUAAUGAGAGAGGUCCAUGAGGAACCCGUCAAUAAGGAUCCUUAAAAGGUGCUUUAAAGGGGGACCAUGGGCGCGGUAACAAUGGGUCGGGACUCGUUAACAAUGGGUCGGGACUCGUUAACGAGCAUGUGCACGUUUCCGUCUGGAGACCCAAUAAAAGUGUUGAGAGACCCAUUACUGUGGAUCAGGUACCAGCACAAUAUUGCAGCUAUUCCUCAUCAGUUCAUUGUAUACAUGAUUGUUCAUACUUAAGACAAGUAUCUGUUACUUUUUAUUAUUGGUUGCAACUCAUCUCUCUUGAAAGAAAUCCGUGGUCUUUUAGUCUAUUGGUCCCUGGUCAUGCAUAUUUCCGAUGGAUUCGUCGUUGUUUUUGUUUCAUAAAUACAACCCUGAUCAGUGGUUGUCCACUACUUUCUAGAGAGUGAAAUAACAUACAUCGCGUUCGGAUAUUGUUGUACAUUUCUACUUAUUCUACAAAGGACACGGGUUUGUACUUUGGUCCUUACAGAAAUCCGACCUACAAGUGUCGGAUGUCUGUAUAAUAAUCUGACCUGAACACGUUUAAGAGAUUCCGUUUGCGGUAUCGUGUAUUAGUGUGUUAAAUUUUUGUACAUUGAAGUUUACCAGACACGCAUUUGUAAUAAGGGAACAAGUGUUUUUGUUGAUAUUUAACAUGUGAUACCGGUUAGCAUUGUUAAUUUCUCACUGUUAAAAAUGAUAAUCCUUCAACUACAGUGGGGAGGGUAUGUAGACAUACCAAUUUUGUGUUUUUUGAACAAUAUAUUUUUUAAUUAUUUUCAUUUCUUUGGCAAAACGAAGCUUUGUCCUCAAAUAGAUUUUCGUCCCCUCCUUAUCUUAAUAUCCAUGUCCCUGUGCCGGAUAUGAUGUUGAACCACAAAGGUACUGGACAAGGUUCACUAUGUAAUACAUGUGUAUGUACCAAUAGGACUUAUUUCAAUACCUUAGCGUUUUCUAAAACAAUAUCGGUAUAUCCAUAAUAAAAAUAUUGGGUUCGUAGUUUUUUUUUCAGAUUUAAGAGAUUAUUCUCUUACAUUGAAAUAUUUUAAGGUCCUAACAGGUGUCGGUGAUUUGUCCUAUUUUCUUCAUUACAUUUAAAUUUGUUUAUUUUGUUUUGUGAAAUCAGUCCUUUCGUUUGAUAGAACCUUACAAACAGACUUAUUGAUUUCUACCAUACCAAUAUAAUUUAUCCGUUUUUGUUUUUAUAACAGGAGACUGGUAGGAUCAUUACUACUAUAAGAUCAUUUAAUAAACUGUGUUGUCCAUUUUGGAAAAGAUAUAUUUGCCAGUUUGUAUAGAAUUGUGUCGGACCCCUAUGUUUUUGUAGUUAUUUUCGUUUUAUAGUGCUUUUAAUGUGAUUUUGAAUCUAUUUAUAAUUCCCCUUAUGUCGCUUUUUAUAUACACGACAUAAAUACUAUUAGCUGACCGUCUCAGACGAGUGUCACAUGGUGGUGCGAAUCUUACUGAAGAAAAAGGUAUAUUUUAUACUGAAUGUCAUUUUUAUGCAUUUUAUUAUUAUUAAUAAAUAAGACAAAAUGAAAUCGAA
Pecten maximus is the source of this 3153-nucleotide messenger RNA. Its product is annotated as ETS domain-containing protein Elk-3-like. Gene Ontology annotation, molecular function: sequence-specific DNA binding; DNA-binding transcription factor activity, RNA polymerase II-specific. Gene Ontology annotation, cellular component: nucleus. NCBI's taxonomy places the organism in Eukaryota, Metazoa, Mollusca, Bivalvia, Pectinida, Pectinidae. Gene Ontology annotation, biological process: cell differentiation; regulation of transcription by RNA polymerase II. The transcript is spliced from 4 exons. The coding region runs from base 282 to 1406 and encodes 374 amino acids. The record is from RefSeq and is a predicted model, not a curated record.